GAGAAGUUUCGCGCAUCUGUUUUAAGGCUGUCCAUGCAACCGGGACGCAUUCAAUGGUCCUUAAGGUAACAUUGACAAAAGCUAGUAGUUGUAAUCAAAGUCCACUCUUUGCGGGGGAGAAGCUUGUGACUGUGUUGGGAUACACUGGUCCAUCCUCUGAAUCAAAUAACCGGACCAGUAGGCUACGGUUGCGGGUCCCGUCGCCGUCCGUCGUGCGGAGUUCUCCAGAGAGCUUCAUACGGCUCACGGCUCAUUGUGGACAACAGUUUUGUGGUCUGCAUGUUUGUGACACUGGGAAAGAAAAGUCUGCUACUUGGAUCAAUUCAGGAUUAGUCGGGACAAGAUGAUCGUGUUUGUGAUUUGCACAAUUCUUCUGAUCAAAGCAGGUGUGGGCGAGGCGUGCGCCAGCGGGCGGCUCACAGAGUCAGGGCAGUGCUGUAGCUCCUGUCCCCCGGGGUCGGAGGUCCAGCAGCCGUGUGGGAAGGAAGACACAACGUGUGCACCGUGCCAGAAGGGAAGCUUCUCCUCGUCAGAUGGCCUGGAGCCCUGCCUGCCCUGCGCCCGCUGUAUGACCGGCAUCUCUCAGCUGGCCCCCUGCUCGGCCAUUCAGGACACACACUGUGACUGCCAGGAAGGCUUCUACCUGUGGCGCCACGGCAGGGAGGGUCUGUGUGCACCGUGCUCCAUGUGUGACCGUGGCAGGGGGGUGAACAGAACCUGUAGACCCAUGUCCGACACGCAGUGCCUGGACUGUCUGCCUGGAAGCUUCUCCGAGGAGCGCAGCCUCACCAAGGCCUGUCAUACGUGCACCAAAUGCCUGGAAGGCGAGGUGGAGAUCCGAGCCUGCCAGUCUAACUCUGACACGCUCUGCAUGGACAAGAAGCUGCUCAUUCUGUCCCGUCCCUCCGCCUCCGACAGUGCUAUUGACGGCACCCGCUGGCCAGUUCUGAUGGAGGAAGGGAGGGCAGGGGCGAAAGGGGUUGCCACAGAGACCCCCGACUACACCCCCCAGGGCGAGUACGGCAGGAGCAACAUCGUCAUCUAUGUGUCUGUCCUGGCUGCUGUGGUGCUGGGUCUGCUUCUGUACGUUGCUUACAAAUGCUGGACAUCUUGUAAACAGAAGAAAGCCCUGUCUAAGGCGCGAGCGGCAGAGCUGGGAGUCUCACCCGAGGGGGAAAAGCUCCACAGUGAUAGUGGUGUGUUCCUGGACUCCCAAAGUCUCCAGGACACUCAGCCCACCAAAGGCAGUAAAAGGGACAGUAAGAACGACAGCCGCCUCUACAUCAACCUGCCGGUCCACAGGAGGGAGGAGGUGGAGCGGCUCCUCCAGGAGGGCCGGGGGUGGAGGCCGCUGGGCGCCGCGCUGGGCUACGAGCCCGAGCAGCUGGACCUGUUCGGGCGGGGCGAGGCGCCGUCCCGCACGCUGCUCUCCAACUGGGGCCAGCAGGAGGGCUCCUACUUGGGGGUGCUGUGCUCGGCGCUGGUGCGCAUCGACAGGCCCGACCUGGUCGCCGUUCUGAACAGCCCGACGCAGGGUGCUUCUGUGGUGUGAGGCCCUGGGCCCCUGGUGAUAGGAGAGUGAGCAGGACAACACCUCACACUUCAUGGGAAUAAAAGGGGAGGCCCUCCGAUACGACACCUCUGUGAUAUUCACACGUUAUCAGGGCUCCUUGCUGGGACACUUGUUAUUUAGUGGGUUAUUUUUUUUAAAGAGGAUGACAAAUUGAGAGUUCCUGUGGCAACUCUCCAUGCCGGCGCCGCCGGCACCUCCCCCCUCCACCACUUAAAGAGAAAUGGAAGUAGCUCUCUUCUUGGUGGUAAGGCGGAUUAUCAGUCUAUGUCAGGGGUCAGCAACCUUUUCAACAUGCAGUGCCAGUUUGACGUUUUCUCAUUAAUGACUGCUCCUUAAUCAACAAUAUAUAAAAAAUUAAGCUGAAUUAUGACACAGCGACCAAAAACAUUUCCAGAAGACCUGGAAUUGUACUAUUUCCAUAUAGUCCACAAUCAUGCAUCAACAUUUUAAAUGUUUUUUUGGUUGUUAUAUUUGCAACAUGGGCUUACAAAUUAUAAUUACAUAUGUCCCAUCUUAAAACAAAAUUUUCAGAAACUCAUUCAAAAACAUAUUUGCACUGUGAGAAAUGUAA
Molecule: messenger RNA, 2144 nt
Organism: Gadus morhua (Atlantic cod)
Lineage: Eukaryota; Metazoa; Chordata; Actinopteri; Gadiformes; Gadidae
Gene: nradd
Product: neurotrophin receptor associated death domain
Exons: 6
Coding region: 344-1552 (402 amino acids)
Biological process (GO): Rho protein signal transduction
Cellular component (GO): cell surface; plasma membrane
Molecular function (GO): coreceptor activity; death receptor activity; nerve growth factor binding
Source: RefSeq, a predicted model, not a curated record